Messenger RNA from Grus americana (Whooping crane), 5558 nucleotides. It is a transcript of the gene APCDD1, whose product is annotated as APC down-regulated 1. The coding region runs from base 329 to 1876 and encodes 515 amino acids. The record is from RefSeq and is a predicted model, not a curated record. Lineage: Eukaryota; Metazoa; Chordata; Aves; Gruiformes; Gruidae. Gene Ontology annotation, biological process: negative regulation of Wnt signaling pathway. The transcript has 5 exons. Gene Ontology annotation, cellular component: plasma membrane. Gene Ontology annotation, molecular function: Wnt-protein binding.
AUGAAGCGGAGCCGCCGCUGCGCUCCGCGGAGACGGUGUGGGACGCAGCGGCGGCGGUGGAGCGGGCAUCUUCGGGCACCGAGCGGCGGCGGCCGAGCCGGAGCCCUGCCGGGGCGGUGGCGGCGUGCGGGGCGGGAGCGUUGAGGAGCGGGCUCGGCGGCGGUCCCCGGCCCCGGAGGGUGCCCGGCGGUCCCCGGCCCCGCCAGCCGCCUGCCCCCCAGCGCCGGGCCGUGGGCUGCCCGCGGCGGCGCUGAGGCGCGGGCGGCGCGGCGGGAGGUGGCGGCAGCCGAAGCGAAGGCGCGGGGAAGGGGCGCUGCGAGGCAGGGAGAUGUCCGCCCCGUACAGCAGCCUGAUGAGAUACCUGUUCCCAGCCCUGCUGCUGCAUGGGCUGGGAGAAGGUUCUGCUCUUCUGCACCCGGACAGCAGAUCCCACCCUCGGUCCUUGGAGAAGAGCGCAUGGAGGGCCUUCAAGGAGUCACAGUGUCACCAUAUGCUGAAACACCUCCACAAUGGAGCCCGAAUCACUGUGCAGAUGCCUCCCAAUAUUGAGGGGCACUGGGUCUCUACUGGCUGCGAAGUUAGAGCAGGCCCAGAGUUCAUCACAAGAUCUUACAGGUUCUACCACAACAAUACGUUUAAGGCCUAUCAGUUUUAUUACGGUGGCAAUCGCUGCACAAAUCCUAUCUACACAUUAGUUAUACGUGGCAAAAUACGUCUCCGCCAAGCAUCCUGGAUCAUCCGAGGGGGUACCGAAGCUGAUUAUCAGCUACGCAACAUACAAAUCAUAUGCCACAAUGAAGCAAUAGCCAAAAAAUUAAGCGAGUUGGUGAACCAUACGUGUCCUGGAUUUAUACCAGAAGAUAGCCCCUGGGAGCAGGAUGUGAGCUAUGAUUUGCUGAGAGAAGAGAAUGGCUGUGAAUGCACCAAAGCUCUGAAUUUUGCCAUGCACGAACUCCAGCUGAUCCGUGUGGAGAAGCAGUACCUGCACCAUAAUUUAGACCACCUUGUGGAGGAGCUAUUUCUUGGAGACAUUCAUACCGAUGCUACUCAGAGGAGGUACUAUCGGCCCUCUAGUUAUCAGCCUCCUCUUCAAAAUGCCAAGAACCACGACCGCACAUGCAUCGCGUGCAGAAUCAUCUACCGGUCGGACGAGCACCAUCCUCCCAUCUUACCCCCCAAGGCGGAUCUGACCAUAGGGCUACACGGAGAGUGGGUGAGCCAGCGCUGCGAGGUGCGUCCAGAGGUCCUCUUCCUCACUCGGCACUUCAUCUUCCAUGACAACAACAACACCUGGGAAGGUCACUACUACCACUACUCCGACCCCAUCUGCAAGCACCCUACCUUCACCAUCUACGCCAAGGGACGCUACAGUCGGGGAGUGCAUUCAUCCAAAGUGAUGGGCGGCACAGAGUUUGUGUUCAAAGUGAAUCACAUGAAGGUCACUCCCAUGGAUAUAUCCACAGCCUCCCUGCUCAACGUCUUCAACGGCAAUGAGUGCGGAGCACAGGGGUCCUGGCAAGUUGGGGUUCAGCAAGAUGUCACCCACACGAAUGGCUGCAUCGCGCUCGGCAUCCGCCUACCUCACACUGAGUACGAAAUCUUCAAAAUGGAGCAGGAUGCCCGGGGCAGGUACUUGCUGUACAACGGCCAGAGACCGAGCGACGGGUCCAGCCCUGACCGACCGGAGAAGAGAGCCACUUCCUACCAGAUGCCUUUAAUUCAGUGUGCUUCAUCAGUACCCAGAUCUGAAGAGUCACCAGAGGAGAAUAAAAUAAGGCUGUAUAACAGCAGGGCACCGGAAAAAUAUCCCAGAUCCCCAGCUCUUGCUUUGGUGUUGUUUAUUUGUACUGUGUCAUAUUGGGACAUUCUCAGCUAGAAGUGAAAAAAACUUAUUUUUCACGACUACAAAGCCAGGAUUCCACCAGACUGGGGGUUGUUUUUCUUCUGAAAGAAAGGGACAUUUAUUUUCUUGAUGCACUUGAAUGCCUGAGAACUGUUGUUCGUUUCCUUACGUUCCCCCUCCUCCUCGAAUCCCGAACGGCACUCGUUUGAUGUUUGUGCUUUGAACUUCAUCCAGUCUGAUCCCUGGCCUGACAUGACUGCACAAAAGUAAUUGCACUUUAGGACUGCAGACUUUUGGGGGGAGGGAGGGGUGUCUCCUUUUAUUUUUUUUUUUUUUUUUAACUGCUGGGGUGAACAUUACGAUCCUGCUUCAGUCAUCUCUGCCAUCUUACCAUUGUGGUACUCUUCUCCCAACGCUGGGUUUCCCAUCAGAAUUUAUCUCUGGGGAAGGGCUCGGUGUCGUGCCAGUACUGUGGUAGCAACUUCCCCCUCUGACUUCACAGCUCUGAUGUACAUAUAAGGAGGAAAGCCACAAAGAUUCAUCUUGUCGUUAUCUCUCAGCUCCUAACACAAAGAGGAACAGCAAAUCAACAGCCCUCCAUUCAUAUAGUGCUAAACAGUUGAUACCUCUAAUUAAAAAAUAUUCCAAGUAAUUGAAGCUAUUUUUACAAUUGUUAAGUUGUAAAAAUAACCAGUGGUUUAAUAUUUUCUCAUUCAACUUCCUUAGCUAUGUAAUUGCUUCGAGGCCUCCCUUUGUAUCUAGCAAAUAGUUACAAGCAAGCCCCCUUAAAGCCAGACAGAAGCAGCAUUUUCCUGUCGGAUGCACACAGUACACAAAAGUUGCUGAUAAAAGCCUGCAGGGACAACUUCUGCUUUAAUGUUCCUGAGGCCUUACAUACUCCACGUGCAGUAUUCAUGCCUUGGAUUUUGUGGCAGCCAGGUGGACAAAGUAAAGGAACAAGCGGGGUCUAAUAUGUUCUGCAACCCUAUUUAGCAGUGUAUUUUUAGUGAUGUGAUCUUACGUAGGAACAAGUAAAGCGUUUCAGCAGCAAGCACACCGUAGCCCCAUCGUAGAGCAAAAAAAGCAGGCAGAAACAGGCCCACAUCCAUCUGAGAGAGACUGGACCAGUGAUACCAGAGGGAGGAGCAAGAGCUGCACAAAUGCAGCUGCCCUCUCCCUUUUCUCCUAGUGGGACUGUCCCAACACAUACCGUGGUUUUACCGAGCUUAAAUUGGCAUUGGUUUGGAGAGCACUGCUGGGAAGGUGGGUAGGCACAGCCCUGAAACCCCUUGGGUUUCCCCAGUGACAAAGACAUCCUUGUGUGCACUGACACAAAUCAAAGCAGACUCUGGAGGUAUUUAAGGCCAGCAAGAAGGUUCAAGUUCAUAGAUAAACCAUGCUCCCCUACUUUAAUGGGGAGCAAGCUGAAGGUGCAGCUUAACCUUGCACCAUUUGGGCUGUGGCUUUUACUGAUAUACACGUUUUGGCUUGCAGGAGGAGCAGGAACCUGUGUAAGAAACAUAAGAAGUAAGGUUAUAGCAUUUCUUCAUCAGUAUCAGUGGCUUCUAGCUGCCCAGUCCAGCAGAGAAAAAAGCCUUUAAUAUGUUAUUUCCAGCAUCAUAGGAGAGGUAUGUCUUGACUGUGGGUCUUUCAGCUUUACAUUACAUGGGUCUCCAUACUGUCUGCUAUAGCAAAAGCAUUCUGAAAACAUAGUGACAACAUGGACCUUGCUAGCAAAAACAGCAGGAAAAAGCCAUUCAAGCAGCAAACAGCUAUGCUCAGGCUCCCUACCUCCUCGAAGUCUGUGCUACCCUGACAGUUUUUCCAAGCUAGUAUCAGCCUUGGAUGUGAAUUUCCUCAGAUUCAUCUGGUUUUGAGACAGCAGGAGGAAGGGGAGAAGGAACAGUAUAAUAGACUUACUGCCAGGUCAGAUCACAUCUUUCACAUUUUUUUCCUCAGACAGAUGAAAAGUCACAGAAAACUCAUUACGAGUCAGGAAUGGAGCUCAGGAUGGCAGAGAAGCUAGGAACCAGGAAGGAGUUUGAUUUUCUCUGGCUAGACUUGGGUUUUUUGUUCAGCAGAUUUAUACCAGCCUAUCUCCAACUGAGUUACUGAACUAUUACAAGAUAGUUAAACACAUCCUUUCAAAUACUAGCUUUGCUUCUGACUUCUGUUCGAGACAGUGGCAUGAGUGAAUUCAUUCUAGUCUCUAUUUAUGAGGAUGGGUAUGGCGUGAUGUUCCUCAGAUCACAUGAGACAAGCUUCUUCCACCACCAUCAACCAUUUCCAUGGUAGGUGGUCUCAUCUCUAGAAAAAAUAUCAAUGGCUAGGAGCUGUCAGACUGUUCCUUCCCUAUGCAAGUGCCACACACAACUCAGUCCCAGCUGCAAUCUGGCACAUGCUCCUGAUGCAGGAUUGAAGCCAAGAGCAAAGGAACUGCUCCACAGCACGAUGUUCUAUACUCAUCAGGGCAGUGAUCUACAGUUGAUUAGUGCUUCAUGGCUCCUCUGUACAUUGCUUAAUGUCAGAAGUAUUACAACAGUUUCAAGAGAAAGACCUGUCUAGUUCUUACCGCUAAAAAGCAUGUUCCUGUCUCACCUGUGUUUUGAAUCACAGACUUGCAAAGAUCUAGGUUUUCCAAGGCUUACCUAACUAAAUGCAAACAUGAUACAAUGUACAAAUGGUAGAAGAACUCCCUUUUUUUUUUUGUCCUGGAGAUAGUUAAAAAGGAAGCACUUGAAAAAGGCCUUCCUAAUGCAUUGCCAGAAAUCUGAUUUGGGGCUUCUCUAUUUUAUUUGUAGCAUUGACCAGAAACAUAAUUUUAUGAUCUGGCUUCUUAGCAUAUGCUGCACCAGCUUCCCUCCUUGUGCCUAUAUAUUUUUUCUUUAUUAUUCUAUUAGCCAACAGAAGCCAAGUUGGACAAAGGUAUAAGUAAGUCUUCAGAGUGCACAGUUUAUUUGCCAAUCCAUAUUCUCUGCAAGGCUUCUCCUAGGCUACAGGCACAGAACUAGGAGCUAAGCUUCCAUGAUCUUUUGGUUUCAUCACGCGCUAAAUUAAACUGCUGCACAGCACCAUAUACAUUUGUGACACAAUAUAUUCCAUUCAUUUUAUUGCUCCAACCUGACCUCAUGUGCUGGCAGCCCUGGCUGCUAAAGAAGUUAAGCCACAAGUGGUUUAGCAGUGGAAGACCUACAAACUGAGUGAUUUGUCCCAUAUUGAAAUGCAGAAGCUUUAAAAAAAAAAAAUGAAACAAUGUUGGUAACUUCAAUAAUUGCCAACAUUGCCAGGACAGGUGAAAAUUCUUCCCUCUGUAAUAUCCUACUCGAGGAACCACUUGACACAAGAAAUGGUAGCCUGAAGAAGUUCUUGUGCAAAUUGUUUUAACAGAUUCUAUUUAAGAAAAAGGACAAAAGGGAUCAGAAAAAUCAAAACAAGUGUUCUUACACUGUUUCUAUACCGUUUACAUAUUGUGCCUGCUGCCUGGGGUAGAAUGUCAUUUUUAUGACCAGAAGUCCAUAUUUUAAGAUAUAAUGUCUGUCUUGCUUGAGUUGGAGUGUGCUUGCUUAAAGUGCAGGAUUUAAAAAAAAAAAACUUUCUAUUUUUGUAAAGUUAUAGGAGAUAUUUUUCUUCUCAACUAUGUUCCAGAUUAAACUGCCGGGGAAGUUUAAGCACUUGUUAAACUAUUGAUUGAAAUAAAAAAGCUUAACUGAAAAAA